GGGAGAGCGGAUAUAGUGAAUGCGGGGUCCGGGGAGAGCGGAUAUAGUGAAUGCGGGGUCCGGGGAGAGCGGAUAUAUUGAAUGCGGGUGUCCGGGGAGAGACGGAUAUAGUGAGUGCGGGGGUCCGUGGAGAGCGGAUAUAGUGAGUGCGGGGUCCGGGGAGAGCGGAUAUGUGAAUGCGGGGUCCAGGGAGAGGAGAUAUAGUGAAUGCGGGGUCCGGGUGGAGAGCGGAUAUAGUGAAUGCGGGGUCCGAUGGGGGAGAGCGGAUAUAGGGAAUGCGGGGUCCGGGUGGAGAGAGGAUAUAGUGAAUGCGGGGUCCGGGGGAGAGCGGAUAUAGUGAAUGCGGGGUCCGGGGAGAGAGGAUAUAGUGAAUGCGGGGUCCGGGGAGAGCGGAUAUAGUGAAUGCGGGGUCCGGGGAGAGAGGAUAUAGUGAAUGCGGGGUCCGGGGAGAGCGGAUAUAGUGAAUGCGGGGUUUUCGGGGAGAGAGUAGGGGAAUGCGGGGUCCGGGAGAGCGGAUAUAGUGAAUGCGGGGUAUGG
Molecule: messenger RNA, 537 nt
Organism: Staurois parvus
Lineage: Eukaryota; Metazoa; Chordata; Amphibia; Anura; Ranidae
Source: the annotation of a GenBank genome assembly